Solea solea (common sole) is the source of this 2539-nucleotide messenger RNA. RefSeq names its product phosphatidylinositol glycan anchor biosynthesis, class K (gene pigk). The record is from RefSeq and is a predicted model, not a curated record. Gene Ontology annotation, cellular component: GPI-anchor transamidase complex. Gene Ontology annotation, biological process: attachment of GPI anchor to protein; proteolysis; protein localization to cell surface. Bases 44 to 1195 code for a protein of 383 amino acids. The transcript is spliced from 11 exons. Lineage: Eukaryota; Metazoa; Chordata; Actinopteri; Pleuronectiformes; Soleidae. Gene Ontology annotation, molecular function: GPI-anchor transamidase activity.
UAUUCACUUCCUGGAUGUGCUCUGUUGCCAACACCGGUGCACAAUGAAAAUGCUCCCUUUACUGAUUUUAUUGUCAACGGUCCUGUCAGCUGGCAGUAUUAACAUCGACGAUAACGCAGGGCGAUUCUUCAGCAGUGGUCAUACUAACAACUGGGCUGUACUGGUGUGUACAUCCAGGUUCUGGUUCAACUACCGUCAUGUGGCUAAUACUCUGUCCGUAUACAGAAGUGUCAAGAGGCUGGGCAUCCCUGACAGCCACAUAGUGCUGAUGCUUGCUGAUGACAUGGCAUGUAACCACAGAAACCCCAAACCUGCCACAGUUUUUAGCCACAAGAACAUGGAGCUAAAUGUUUAUGGUGAUGAUGUGGAGGUGGACUACAGAGGAUAUGAGGUAACAGUGGAGAACUUCCUGCGAGUUUUGACUGGAAGGCUUCCACCAAGUACUCCACGAUCCAAACGUCUUCUCUCUGAUGACAGGAGCAACAUUCUUAUAUACUUGACAGGUCAUGGCGGGAAUGGUUUUCUGAAGUUCCAGGACUCUGAGGAGAUCAGUAAUGUUGAACUGGCUGAUGCAUUUGAGCAAAUGUGGCAGAAAAGAAGAUACAAUGAGCUGCUCUUCAUCAUUGACACAUGCCAGGGCGCCUCCAUGUACGAGAGAUUCUACUCUCCAAAUCUUAUGGCUUUGGCCAGCAGUCAAGUUGGAGAGGACUCCCUCUCGCACCAGCCAGAUUUGGCCAUAGGGGUCCAUCUGAUGGACCGUUACACAUUCUACCUGCUGGAAUUCCUGGAAGACAUCCAUCCUGCGAGUAAAACCAACAUGAAUGACCUGUUCAAGGUGUGUCCCAAAAGUCAAUGUGUGUCCACUCCAGGCCACCGUACCGACCUGUUCCAGAGGGACCCGGGAAGUGUCCUGGUCACGGAUUUCUUUGGUAGCGUUCGCAAAGUGGAGAUCACCAUGGAAACCAUCAACAUGACUAUUCCCAUCGUGCACUCGGAUGAUAAUGUUGCAAAUGGAGAGCUGCAAAAAGAAACUUACUCAUACUCAGACCAGCUGCCGGUGUCUGAAAUCAUCCAUCAGAAACCAAAGCAGAAAGACUGGCACCCUCCUGAUGGCUUCAUCCUGGGCCUGUGGACUCUAAUCCUCCUGGUGUUUUUCAAGACGUACGGCAUCAAACACCUCAAACACAUCUUCUGAGGCCUUUUAAGGCAUUUACGCUGCUGGAAAUCUGAAGACAUGACGCUGCAGACCAGGAGCUGUUGCUAGAGGGAAGGAAGGUUCGGUUUGUGACAGGCUUGUUUACCAGAAAAUGGAAUGAAGAAGUGUAGCACCACAACUGCCUGUGCUGAUACUGUGUGAUGCAGGUUGUGGCACUUUUUUCUUCACGAUGAUAACUCUCCACUGAUGUAUGAAAAUGAAGUAUUUCAGAAGUGAGAAGGGAAAAAAAAACAGGCUCCAGCAAUUAAAAAUGGUGCAUCAAAAAUGACCCCCCCCUCCCCCCCCAUGUGCAUGGGCACACCACUCGUGCUAUUUUAAACUGAUUUAUGAACUGCUUCUUUUUUUUUUACCAUAUUUAUUUUUUGUGAAGCCAUUCUAUAAUUGCAUUGAUUUAGUUAUAAAUGUGCUGAAUUGAGUCUGGGAUAAGAAUUUAAUUUAUCUUCUGGAGUGCGUUGCUCUGCAUACCUCAGCAGCAGCAGCAGGAAGAGGAGGAGGAAUGUUUUUAAGUGCUACUCGGAAUGUAUGCGCUUGGUCACAAAGGGGAAAACGUGGGAUGAUUGCAGGCUGAUUGGCUGUGAGAGGGCUGUGGAGAGAUUACCGUUUAAUGUGUCCACCGUCCAUAUACAUUACACCCCUUGACCGUCAUAUCGCGCUUGUGAAGGAUAACAAUCGCACAUAAUCCCAUCUCACAUGAUGGACCCAUCCACUUUCCCAUUCACCAGAUUGCCCUCCCUGUGGAAACGUCCAUUAGCUCUCCAGCCUUGCGCUCAGCUGAUUGUGUUGUGGGUAAUGGACAGCUAUUUCCUCGGCCAUUCUUCGCCUCGCACUACAGCCGCGAUAAGUGACUGAUAACCUAGUAAGCCAGUGGCCGCCCGAAAUGAAUCUCCUCUAUGCCUCGACAUGUUUUCCACCUUUUUUCUUUAGCCUUUCUCUCCGUGUGUAACCAGUGUAUCAGGCACAUUGUUGGAGGCCUGACUGACGCUUAAAGAAUAUAGAUUGAACCAGUGGUAGUUUGUGUUCUCUCUGGCGUUAGGGUCUGCCCAUCGGGUGCCUGCGGCCACUUACCCUCACGGCUUAAAUGGAAAAUAGAUGGAGUUUAAAAUGAAUCCAUAUGUAUCAUAGGCAGCUGCUGCGUCAGCCAACACAGUCCUUUUCCUGUACAUUAUUUAUGGAACACUUUCAUCUUUCUUUUCUUUCCCUCUUUGUGUCUUAUUUCCUGUCAUCUCAUUCCCCAUGCUCCGCUUUCAGGGACCGCGAACACAUUUUAUUUCUGCUAUUGGAAGGGUUGUGAUAUUCUGAUUAAAGGUUAAAUGUGGAAUCUAA